Molecule: messenger RNA, 2662 nt
Organism: Sitophilus oryzae (rice weevil)
Lineage: Eukaryota; Metazoa; Arthropoda; Insecta; Coleoptera; Curculionidae
Product: protein VAC14 homolog
Exons: 14
Coding region: 89-2212 (707 amino acids)
Biological process (GO): phosphatidylinositol biosynthetic process; positive regulation of kinase activity
Cellular component (GO): PAS complex; endosome membrane
Source: RefSeq, a predicted model, not a curated record
CAUUGACACUGACAAAAUAGGUUAAGUACAUCAAAAUAAUAAUAUAGUUUGUGAAUUUUAUAGAUUAUUUAAUAAUUAUUUUAUUAUAAUGUCGGACAAAGAUUAUGCACCUCUUAGUGCGGCCUGUGUUAAAGCUUUGAACGAUAAAAUAUACGACAAGAGGAAAGCUGCAGCUUUAGAAAUAGAAAAAAUGGUAAAAGAUUUCGCUGCUUCAAAUAAUACCGGGCAGAUUAAACGUCUUUUAAAGGUACUGGGACAAGAUUUUGCAAUGUCCCCAAAUCCUCACUCGAAAAAAGGUGGACUUAUAGGUUUGGCUGCGAUUGCUAUAGCUUUGGGAAAGGAUACCGGAGGAUAUACUGAUGGGUUAAUUAAGCCUAUUUUGGGUUGUCUAGCUGACCAAGACUUGCGUGUCCGUUAUUAUGCUUGUGAAUCAUUGUAUAAUGUUGUUAAGGUAUCAAGAGGCGAUGUCCUUCCCCAUUUUACAUCGAUAUUUAGUUCUUUAAGUCAGAUUUCCACAGACUCUGACCAGAAUAUUAAAAAUGCCUCUGAAUUAUUGGACAGGCUGUUAAAGGACAUUGUAGCAGAAAGUAAUCUAUUUGACUUAGAUGGGUUCAUUCCGCUUUUACGUGAAAGAAUAUACACCAGAAAUCCGUUCACUCGCCAUUUCGUUAUAUCCUGGAUAUCAGUAUUAAAUAGUGAACCUAGUCUUGAUCUAAUUAGUUACUUACCCGAAAUAUUAGAUGGUUUAUUUAAAAUAUUGGAGGACACGAAUAUAGAAAUUAAGAAAAUGUGUGAAACAACCCUGGGAGAGUUUCUAAGAAGUAUUAAAAGUGAUCCUUCCAGAGUUAAUUUUGGAGCUAUGAUCAAUAUUUUGAUCCAUCAUGCACAGGAAAAGAACGAUGAAUUAGUUCAAUUUACGGCUAUUACAUGGAUAAAAGAAUUUGUACAGUUGUCUGGACCUGCCAUGCUGCCUUACAUGUCUGGAAUAUUCACGGCAAUCCUGCCUUGCUUGGCUUAUGAAGCGGAAGCUCGGAGAACCACAGAUAUUAAAGAGACAGCCACUGCGGUGAAUUUUACCUUAAUGAAGCUUAUUGCUUUGCAAGAUGAGAACGAACCAUCAGGUACCAAUGAGGAGGUUAGGCAAAGUGACUUCGAUCAAAGUAUGGGUCAUGAUAUAGAUCUUCACUCCGUUGUGGACGUUUUAACACAAUACCUUGCACACAACUCAAUUCAAACCAAAGUAGCCGUAUUAAAAUGGAUAUAUGAUUUAUAUACGAAAUUACCAAGCAAGAUGGUAGAUUAUAUAGACGUACUGUUCCCAGCUUUACAAAGAACACUAUCUGAUGAAGCGGACCAAGUCGUUCAGCAGUGUUUGGUAGUGAUAGCUGAAGUGAUCUCUUCACCAAAGUCGACAAACUUAAGUGCCAAAAAGAACAAUACUUACUAUAAUAAAUUUAUUGUUAGUUUACUAUCUUCAUUUAGUACAGAUAAACGCUUGUUAGAUGAGCGGGGAGCUUUUAUAAUUCGGCAAUUAUGUGUGUUACUUAAUGCAGAAGAUAUUUACAAAACCCUGGCUGAAAUACUUCUACACGAACCGAAUUUAAAAUUUUCAAGUCUGAUGGUUGACCACUUAAAUAUGAUAUUACUGACAUCGUCCGAACUAUUGGACCUUAGAAAUAGGUUAAAGGACCUCUCUGUUGAGGAAAAUAGAACACUGUUUUUGUGUUUGUAUAAAACAUGGUGCCAUAAUCCUGUUGCAACUGUGGCGUUAUGUUUACUCACUCAGAGCUACAGCCAUGUGUGUGACCUGAUUAAAUUAUUUGGAACUGUAGAGGUAACAGUUGAUUUUUUGAUGGAAAUAGACAAACUGGUCCAAUUAAUUGAAUCUCCAAUAUUUGCGUAUUUGAGACUGGAAUUGUUAGAGGUACCCUGUGACAGGCAUUUAGUCAGGGCAUUAUACGGACUAUUAAUGCUGUUACCGCAAACUGAAGCCUUUGUUACACUGAAAACACGAUUGAGUUGUAUACCCAGUUUGCAUCUGCAGCACACCGAAUCCACACCAGAGAAAAAAAAAUCGAAAUUGCCAAUAGACUUUCCAAAUAUGCUCAUCCAUUUUUGUGCAGUACAAGACAAACACAAAGAGUACAAAAGACUAUCUCACCUGAAAGACUUAAAGACAUUUGACAGAGAUACUGUCAACGAAGAUACUUAGAUUAUUUAAUGUAUUAUCAUAGAUAAAGAAAACGUUCAGAUUGGAAAGUGCCCAUAAGGAUAAUGUAAAUACUAUCUGGCGCUAUUCUUACAACGGUCGCUCUCCAAAGCUUUUGAUAAUUUCGGAGCGGUUCGGCUUUUUCCGGAAUUAUGUCGCCAAAUAUUAUUUACUCAAAAAGACAUGUAUGAAAUACCUAUGUAAGAUUGGAAACCGACGUUUUGCCACGAUCCACGAUGGUUUUUGCAGUUCACAGUUCACAGUUCACAAGCCUUUUAAACGCGCCUUAUCAACCGCUAUAGCAGCGCCCUACAACGUAUGCACCUCAAAACAAUUAAAGUUUUGGCGGUAAGCCGAGCAUUCCAAUCUAAACUUGUUUCCUUUAUCUAUGUGUAUUAUACAGGGUGGUCCGAACUGUAUUCCGGAAACUUCGGCAGCAUACUCUGCCGAUAA